Messenger RNA from Fusarium fujikuroi IMI 58289, 2106 nucleotides. RefSeq names its product probable cro1 protein. NCBI's taxonomy places the organism in Eukaryota, Fungi, Ascomycota, Sordariomycetes, Hypocreales, Nectriaceae. The transcript has 2 exons. The record is from RefSeq and is a predicted model, not a curated record. Bases 1 to 2106 code for a protein of 701 amino acids.
AUGGCAGAACCUACAGAAGCUGCUUCUCAGGUGCCUCCAGCCCAGUCGCUGGAGGACCAGACUCUUAUCGUCUUUGCGCGCCUCAUGGAGGGCGGACAGGAAGAUAACGAGACAUGUCGCGACCUCGAUGAACUGACUAAGCUGCUCAACGACGACUAUGAAGCCCUUCAGAAGGACAAGUCUCGUGAGACUAUUUGCAAUGUUAUCGAUGGCGACUGUGUCGACACCGUUUUGUGCUAUCUUGAUAUGAGACAGCCUGAGAUAGUACGCGGCCACGCCACUCUCUCAACAUCCGCAUAUCUCAAAGCCGCUGGCGAUGAUGGUUCAAAGAAGCUCUCGACUUUCUUCUUUGACCGUGUGCGAAGGGGAACUUAUGACGAUUACAUUGUUGCCUUUUGUGUCGCCGCUGCGACAUUUCCCAUCGUCCCCGAUCUCACUGCCCAGCUGUUUCUCAACGAAGACUUCCUACCCAGCCUCGGCACACUUAUGCGACGAAAAUGGAAGAGCCGCAAGGUCGAGACGGCCUGCUUGGAGAUGCUCAACGCUGCUUGCAUGAACUCACUUUGCCGUGAGGCUAUCAACAAGUACUGCAUCGAGUGGCUUGAGGAGAUCGUCGACCAAGACCUUAGUGAGGCUGUUCGUAGCAUGAACGCAGAUCCAAACCUUCAAAGCGAUGGAGGCUCCAUUUCAAUGAGGCGGCACUCUGAACAGGUCCAGUAUCUUGCCGCAGUCAUCCUGGCCAAGCUGAGGGCAGUUCCCGCUAAACCAGCACCCGGUGAUAACAAGUCUCGAAUCGAGCCUGCAGUCACUAGUAUCGAAGAUCUCUCUGGAAUGUUCACUAAGAUGAUACUGAGAGAUGAAGAUCACGGACGAAAGCACUCUAUCGAAGGUCUCGCAUACGCCUCCCUUCAACCUAAAGUCAAGGAGUCUAUUGUCAGCAACCCCGAGUUGCUCCAGAAGUUGGUCAAGACUCUUCAAGAAGCCCAGCCAAGAUCGCCAACUACUUAUGGAGCUUUAAGCAUUUUUGUCAAUCUGACCAAAUACCUGCCCACCCUGACAGAGGAAGAAAAGAAGAUGAACCAGCUCAAGGCAUAUGCCAAUGCUGCCGGGAAGCUUGGCGGGCCCGACCCCCUUAAUGACGACGAGCAUGUCGCAAAGCGAUGCAAGCUGGUGUUUGAUGCAGGUAUCACACCGGUUCUCGUCACCCACAGUAAGAAUGGCUCGCCCGCUUCUCUAGGACUUGUUAUCUCCAUUAUUUUCUCCCUUUCAGUCGACAGGACUCUCCGCGGUCAACUCGCUCAGCAAGGAGCGGUCAAGCUUCUCCUGGUAUCAUGGAUGUCCCUGCCUCAAACUGAAGCUGCUUCACGUCGUCUUGCAGCACAAGCCCUGGCCCGCAUCUUGAUCAGCACAAACCCUGCUCUGGUCUUUGGUGGCAACCGUGACACCCCCAUCAUUGCUGCUGUCAGACCGCUUGUCUCUAUCAUCCCACCCGACCCUGCUGCUCAGACACGGGACCUCCUCCCUUCCUUCGAGGCACUUAUGGCCUUGACCAACCUCGCGUCGAUGGAUGACGAUGCGACUAGACGCAGUAUCAUCAAUACAGCAUGGAACCAGAUUGAGGAACAGAUGCUGGCUUCCAACACUCUUGUCUCCAAGGCUGCUGUCGAGCUUGUUUGCAAUCUGGUGCAGCAACCAGAGGCUAUCGCACUCUAUGCUGAAGAGACUGCCAAGGCCCGUAAUCGCCUGAACGUCCUCCUCGCCCUUGCUGAUGCACCUGAUGAUGGAACUCGAAGUGCAGCUGGCGGUGCUUUAGCUUCACUCACCAACUUUGAGGGUGUCAUCCGGGGCAUUAUUAACCGAGACCGCGGUGUGAAAGUUAUCCUCGGAAUGUGUGUCGAUGACAGCGAGGACAUCCGUCAUCGUGGAGUGUUUGUGGUAAACAACUUGGUCACUGCAGAGGGCGAGGUCGGUGAACUCGCGCGAGAGAAGGUCAAGAGCGAGGGUGGAGUUGAAACUCUUACAGAAUGUGUUAAGAAGAGUCGAAGCCCUGGCGUUGUCGAGCUGGGAGUUCAAGCUUUAAAGGCUCUGUUAGGGGAUCAAUCAUGA